AUGGCCACGGGAGAGCGUAAGGCGGGGAAGGGUAUGCAGUUCCUGUUCGGUGGCCUCAGUGGCAUGCUCGCCACCUGCGUCGUCCAGCCCCUCGACCUGGUCAAAACNCGGACCGUUCUCGCUUUCGGCAUCUCCCGAUCGCCGCUUUACCGAUUGAUUCCUGCUCAACGCCACUGGCGGCUUUCGGCUGGCCUGCUGAGGCAAGCGACCUACACGACUGCCCGGCUGGGCAUGUACUCCAUCAUCAACGACUGGCUCGUCGCCCGCAACAACGGCAACGCGGCCAUCCCCUUCUACCAGAAACUGGUGGCGGGCAUGAUGGCGGGCGGGUUCGGUGCCGUGAUCGGCACGCCGGCCGAGGUGGCCCUCAUCCGCAUGACGUCGGACGGCCGAUUGCCGCCGGAGCAGAGGCGAGGCUACAAGAACGUGUUCGACGCACUCCUCCGCAUCUGUCGCGAGGAGGGCGUGCUCGCCAUGUGGCGCGGAUGCACGCCGACGGUGGCGAGGGCGAUGAUCCUCAACGCGGCCCAGCUGGGCACGUACACGCAGGCCAAGCAGGUGCUCAUGAAGAAUCUGCCCCUCCAGGACAACGUCUACACCCACUUCCUCGCCAGGCACGACUGCGACAUCACCAACCACCAUGCCACCAUGUCAUCCUCCCCGCUCACUCUGCUUGUCUCUUUGGCGUCGGGUUUCUUGGCUACGGCGGUGUCGAUACCUGUUGAUAUCACCAAGACGCGCAUCCAGACCAUGAAGACCAUCAACGGUGUGCCCGAAUACUCAGGCGUGAUGGACGUCUUGUCCAAGAUCGUCAAGACCGAGGGCGUCACCGCCCUGUGGAAGGGUUUCACGCCAUACUUCUUGCGGCUGGGUCCUCACACGGUGCUGACAUUCAUCGCCUUGGAGCAGAUGAACGCAGCAUACAACCGGUUCGCCAUGUAG
Messenger RNA from Acanthamoeba castellanii str. Neff, 942 nucleotides. RefSeq names its product 2-oxoglutarate/malate carrier protein, putative. The record is from RefSeq and is a predicted model, not a curated record. Bases 1 to 942 code for a protein of 313 amino acids. Gene Ontology annotation, molecular function: sulfate transmembrane transporter activity; succinate transmembrane transporter activity; oxaloacetate transmembrane transporter activity. Lineage: Eukaryota; Discosea; Longamoebia; Acanthamoebidae. The transcript is spliced from 6 exons. Gene Ontology annotation, biological process: oxaloacetate transport; thiosulfate transport; succinate transmembrane transport.